UUUUUCUGUUAGCAGUUAAAAACUCUCGGGUUAGAGAUAAGGUUACAUACAGUGGUCCUCCCGUCGUGCCAGUAGUCUGUCGAAUCGUGUUUAUUAAAGUGACUUGAUCCUAUAAUAAUGAAUCUGCCCAGGAACUUUCAUUCGGCGAAAACAAUAGAGCGAUUCAAGCACGUGCCCAGCAAAGUGGCACUGGGCAUAGCAGAGAUGCAGGCGAUGGACCAGCUGCGUCGUAGUAUGAAAAUAAAGGUCGACGCCCACAACUCCACAAAUCUCCCACGGAAAGGUGCAAGAGAGAGCGGCGAUAAUACUUGCGCGGGCCCCGAUCAGGACGAAGCACUUGAGGACCAGCAGCAUCGCUGUGCGAUCAAUAAGAUCUGCCAACACAGCUCCAUGCUGGAGUUCAUGACGCCUAGAGAGCGCGGUCACGACUUCUGGCUGGGCGAGGUGCAUAGCCUUGACGAGUCACUGGCUGGCAGCUACGAGCGUUUACUCGUCGAGAAUGACCGACUGCUCAACGAGAAUUUGGGCUUGAGGAACGACAAGGUGCGUCUGGUGGCCGAUAAAAUGAGUGCGCAUGAAUACAUCAACUAUCUGCAGGCCAAGCUGCGCGAAAAUACUAUAGCAAUCAUUCAGAUAAAACGCAGUUUGGCCACCCUUCGCCAAAAAAUGGACACCAGCAAGCGCCACGCGAACGACACUCCAAAGCCAGCAAAGGUUUCAAAGGCCACCCAGCUCUGAUGGAGGCUCAGUGGUGACUGAAACAUUUUCGUCUUACUUUUGUUUUACUUAUUGUGUCAAAAUUGUUUAUUUUAUGUUAAAGGUAUAAUAAAAGGA
Drosophila persimilis is the source of this 834-nucleotide messenger RNA. RefSeq names its product protein swallow. The record is from RefSeq and is a predicted model, not a curated record. Lineage: Eukaryota; Metazoa; Arthropoda; Insecta; Diptera; Drosophilidae. The transcript has 2 exons. Bases 118 to 738 code for a protein of 206 amino acids.